ACUGUUGAAGUGAAUUACACGAAUGUAUGUGUUUCCUGAUUUGAAAAAACAUAUGGUGUACCACUAUUAAUGUAGGCUUUUUUUAAAUUUAAUUUAUUCUUUUUUAAUUGAAAGAAAAAUGCCACGACCCACACGAGGAAAUAUAGGUCGGCGAACGCGUCAUGCAAAUGCUACGGCAUUACAAAGGCGAUCACAGACUCCAGAUGAACGAGCACAAGCUAAUGCAUCGCAGCGUGAACGUAAUGCACGAAAUAGAUCUGUUGUACCUGAAAUUAUGCGUGCUGCUUUUAAUUACAACAGUCAGAUUAAUUACAGUAUGUACGGAUAUAUUGGAAUAAUGGACGCAAUAUGUCCACAUUGUGAUGCGGCUAAAUUUCCAGGUGAAACGCCCGGCAUGUGUUGUGCUAAUGGCAAAGUGAGAUUGCCACCAUUAGAAACUCCACCCGAACCAUUGUCUUCAUUAAUUUUUGGGACUUCUGAAAAUUCGAAGCACUUUUUGAGUCAUAUUCAACAAUACAAUUCGACAUUUCAAAUGACUUCUUUUGGUGCUACUAACAUUAUUAGAGAUAAUUUUAUGCCGACGUUUAAGGUAAAUACUUAAACAGGAUUGUCCCAAUCAAUCUGAAUCAUAAAAGUAUUCUAUAGUUUUAAAAAUUAUUAUGCAACAUAUACCUAAAAUUGCAUACAUGUUGCAGAUUCAGGGCCAAAUUUAUCAUCAAGCUGGUUCGUUAUUGCCAUACCCCGACGCUGAUUAUCAAUUUUUGCAAAUUUAUUUUAUUGGUGAUGAAAAUCGUGAAUUGGAUCAACGUUGUGCAAUUGCUUUGAAUACAAGACGAGAAAUUAUUUGUGAGCUACAAAGGUUUUUCCAUCAGCAUAACGCAUUAGUUCAAUUGUUCAAAAUUGCUCUCGAUCGUAUGCCCUCUGAUCAUCACAAAAUCGUAAUAAGGGCUGAUAGAACACCUUUUGGAGAGCAUGAAAGGCGAUUCAAUGCACCGACAAUUGAUGAGGUUGCAAUUGUAAUUCGUGGUGAUCAGUUUCAAUCGCGUGAUAUUAUACUUCAUCGUAGAAAUGACCAAUUGCAACGUGUUUCGGAACUUCAUCGUAGUUACGACGCAUUACAAUACCCAAUAUUGCAUUGGAAAGGUGACGAUGGCUAUAAUAUAAAUAUACCAAUGAUUGAUCCACGAACAGGUCUACAUGUACAAAAAAAAGUUAGUGCCAUGAAUUUUUAUUCUUAUCGAUUGAUGGUUCGUCCACAAGAACAAAAUUAUAUCUUAUAUCUUGAGAUGUCGUAA
Molecule: messenger RNA, 1295 nt
Organism: Bactrocera neohumeralis
Lineage: Eukaryota; Metazoa; Arthropoda; Insecta; Diptera; Tephritidae
Exons: 2
Coding region: 660-1295 (211 amino acids)
Source: RefSeq, a predicted model, not a curated record